This is a messenger RNA of Diaporthe batatas, 795 nucleotides long. RefSeq lists its product as uncharacterized. The record is from RefSeq and is a predicted model, not a curated record. NCBI's taxonomy places the organism in Eukaryota, Fungi, Ascomycota, Sordariomycetes, Diaporthales, Diaporthaceae. The transcript has a single exon. The coding region runs from base 1 to 795 and encodes 264 amino acids.
AUGAAAACCGCAAUCCAGAAACUCCUCGUCUUCCUGGCCAUCGCCACGAUGGCCACGGCGGCCGACCAGGCAGGAGACCCGACCACCGCAGCCGCCACCGCCACCGUGACAGAGCAGGCCUGCAUGGGCGGCGGCGGCGCGCUCGGAGACACCACCCCCCUCGCGAUAGCCAGAGCCCUCGCCACAGCCGCCGACGUGUCAGAAGCAGCGUCCGCCGCCGCGAGCCUCAUGGCCGAGAACCAGUACGGCGGCCUGCGAGGCGGGGCCGGCGCCCCGACCGUGAUCCCGGACACGAUGACGGUGACGACCUUCGCGAGCGCGACCGACUGCCCCCCGGAGCCGACCCUCACCCUGGACGACGGCGAGUUCGCACGGCUCUACAGCGAGGAGCUCGACCGCCUCCUCCCCCCCAACGACACCGACACCACCGACGACACCGCCGCGGGGGCCGAAAAGCGCUGGGCAAAAGGCCGCCUCUCGCUCUGCUUCACCGGGUCCGACGUGAUGCUCGCGGGCCGGUACGGCCUGUGGCUCGACGGGUGGGGCCAGGAGGCCGACGGGUGCGGCAAGGGCGCCCUCGACAACCUGCGCGGCCACUGCGGGUCCAUCGAGCAGUGGGAGUGCAUGCACUGGGGCUCCGGGGUCGUGCUGACCUUCUGGGCUAUCGCGCCCCGGUACUCGGGGUGUGUCAUCGACGCCAUGUGGCAGGCGUCGCCGCACGCCCAGAGGGAGAAGGACCUCUGCUGCGCGUAUGUGGGGCCGGGCCUGAUUUCUAUGGGCAAGCACAAGUGCUAG